GACCGAUCGAAAAAUGACUAUCACUCUUACAAGUGAAGAAUUAGAGCUAUGCAAUUUUUUAACUCUAAUAACUCAACACCUAAAGGAAAGCUGUCCAGAGCUUCCUUUUGUUGAAUUAAGAAUAGCUGGCGGUUGGGUUCGCGAUAAACUACUCGGCUAUGAAUGUAACGAUUUAGAUAUCGCGAUAAAUUCAAUGAUGGGUUGUGAAUUUGGCGAACAUGUCAAUAAUUUUUUGAGACUUAAAGGACACGCUACUGAAAAUAUUCAUAAAAUUGAAUCAAAUCCUGAAAAAUCGAAACAUUUGGAAACCGCUACCACAAAAAUUUUUGGUUAUGAAAUUGACUUUGUUAAUUUGAGAAGUGAAGAAUAUGUAGAAGAUAGUAGAAUUCCCAACGCGUAUCGUAGAGAUAUAACAAUCAAUGCGUUGUUCUACAAUAUUCACACACGUCAAGUCGAAGACCCUACAAAAAAGGGUAUCCCUGAUUUAAAGCAAGGCCUUAUUCGAACACCUUUGGCGCCGUUUGAAACUUUCAAUGAUGAUCCACUUCGCGUGCUAAGGUGCAUACGAUUUGCAAGUAGAUUUAAUUUUUUAAUUGACGAAAGUAUUUUGAUCGCUGUUAAGGAUGAACGGAUUAAAAAAGUAAUUAAUACCAAAGUAAGUCGUGAAC
Racocetra persica is the source of this 668-nucleotide messenger RNA. The record is from the annotation of a GenBank genome assembly. NCBI's taxonomy places the organism in Eukaryota, Fungi, Glomeromycota, Glomeromycetes, Diversisporales, Gigasporaceae.